Canariomyces notabilis is the source of this 1380-nucleotide messenger RNA. Its product is annotated as DnaJ-domain-containing protein. The transcript has a single exon. Lineage: Eukaryota; Fungi; Ascomycota; Sordariomycetes; Sordariales; Chaetomiaceae. Gene Ontology annotation, molecular function: heat shock protein binding. Gene Ontology annotation, cellular component: cytoplasm; nucleus. Bases 136 to 1044 code for a protein of 302 amino acids. The record is from RefSeq and is a predicted model, not a curated record.
CUGACGCGACGCGACCUACCACUCCGGAAUAAGCGCAUUAGUACCGGUAACCUCAAAUUGCAAUACAUAGAGGUCCAGUAUUGUGGUAAUUCAGAUCCUCUUCAAGACAAACAAAGCACUUUGAGAAAUUUCACAAUGUCUCCCUCCGACGACCUCACCGAGGGUGAGCCACCCUCGAUCGACCCAUAUGAGAUCCUCAAUAUCGAGCGCACAGCCUCGCCCGAGCAAAUCAAAUCCGCCUACCGCAAGGCCGCGCUCAAGACACACCCAGACAAGGUUCCCUCGGACCGGCAAGACGAAGCCAAAACCAAAUUCCAGCAGGUCGCCUUCGCAUAUGCCGUUCUCUCGGACCCGGCGCGGCGCAAGCGGUACGACGAGACCGGCUCGACCGCCGAAGCAGUCGUCGACGCCGACGGCUUCAGCUGGACCGACUACUACCGGGCACAGUACCGCGACGCCAUCUCGGAGGAGGCCAUCCAGCAGUUUGCGGCGCAGUACAAGGGCUCAGACGAGGAAAAGGAUGACGUGCUGGCCGCCUACGAGGAGUUCGAGGGCGACAUGGACGGCGUGUACGAGACGGUCAUGCUCAGCGACGUGGUAGAGGACGACGCGCGCUUCCGCGCCAUCAUCGACGAGGCCAUCGCCGCCAAGCAAGUGCCUGCCUUCAAGAAGUAUACAAAGGAAACCAAGAAAUCCAAGCAGGCGCGCCUCAAGGCUGCCGGGAAGGAGGCUAAAGAAGCGGAUGAGCUCGCCAAGGAGCUUGGCGUGUACGAGCAGCUGCGAGGUAGUCGUGCUUCUGGUGGUGGGGCUGGGAAGAAGAGUAAGAAGGACGACGAGACAGGGCUGGCGGCGUUGAUUCAGCGUAACCAGGCCUCAAGGGCCAGCGCGCUGGACAAGCUGGCCGAGAAGUACGGCGCUGUGCCCAAAGCUGGGAAAGGCGGGAAGAAGAGGGGUGCUAAGGAGCUGGAGGAGCCGGACAUUUCGGAGGAACAGUUCCAGAAACUGCAGGCUGAUAUGCUUAAGUCGAAGAAGAAGCGGAGUUGAGGGCGGUUCUUACAGUUGCUUCGGUUCGGGAUUUUGUUUGGAGGGAAGAUGGCGUCUACUGGCACAGCACGAUACAGCAUUGGCGUUGGGGAAACAGGCGCUUCUACGCAAACGAUUGGAAUUUGGGUCCGGGUGUCGAACAGGAAGUCAUGGCUUUCAUGCUGAUGAACGAGUUACAUGUGAAUGAUAGGUAGGUAUUCGUAUUGAGGAAGCUGAUCGUUGAAGAUUCGGCCCAGCUUCUUCUGUGGCUGAUCCGUGGGCGCUGUGUGACCCGGUGACCAUGCAGAAAGCUUGAAUCUGACAGACGUGAACAACUUUCCUACCUAUCCCAUAUCC